CCGCCCGCACUCAAGAUGGCGGCCGCGGAGGGCGUGGCUUGUGGCUCGGAGGUUCCGGAAAGGUGCGGUAUCAUGGCGGCCCCCGAGGAGCGGAGCCGGGAGGACGAAGACGAGGAAGAAGAGGACGCGGAGCAGUUGGUUUUGGUGGAAUUGUCCGGAAUUAUUGACUCAGACUUUCUAUCAAAAUGUGAAAAUAAAUGCAAGAUUUUGGGAAUUGACACUGAGAGACCCAUUCUGCAAGUGGACAAUUAUGUCUUUGCUGGAGAGUAUGAAGACACUCUUGGGACCUGUGUUAUCUUUGAAGAAAAUGUUGAACAUGGUGAUACAGAAGGCAGUAAUAAAACGGUGCUAAAAUAUAAGUGCCAUACAAUGAAGAAGCUCAGCAUGACGAGAACGCUUCUGACAGAAAAGAAGGAAGGAGAAGAAAACAUAGGUGGUGUGGAAUGGCUGCAGAUCAAGGACAAUGAUUUCUCCUAUAGACCCAACAUGAUUUGUAGCUUUCUCCAUGAGAGUGAAGAUGACGACGUGGUAGCUUCAGCCUCAGAGAAACCUUUGGAGUUGGAGGAGCAAGAGAUUCAAAUGAAAGAGAAUUCAAGCCUGACUUAUGAACAGGCGAAACCACUGAACUUGGAGAUAGAGAAUUCUGGUUCUCUUAUUGAUACCCCUUCUUCUGAGACAGAAGGUUCUGUAUUUAUGGAAACUCAAGAUACUGCCUUAGAACUCACUCCUAGAUGAAAUGUUUCUCAUUAUAACUAGUAACAAACUUUUGGAGUUUUUAUAUAAAAUAAUUGACUCUGUAGCUUUUCAGUUCACUAUUUUACUAGUUUUGUUGACUAUACACACAUUUCCAACUAUAGUGCAGUUUUAUAUACUAGAGUCAUUAAGGACCAGAUAUGAAUUGAAUUUUUAAAAAUAUGAUAUAAAUGACUAUAGGAACCCUUCUCUGAUAAGUCCUUUAAAUUAGAAGUUUUAUUAAAGUAAGUGUAUACAUUUUUUAUUGCAGCCAUCAUAAAUAACUCCAAACUUAGUGGCUUAAAGUGACGCAGGUGUCGGUCAGCUAUCUGACGGACUGGGCUAAACUCAGAGUAUUGGCAGGACCUCAUUCUUUUCUGGAGGUUGGGGAUGGGGGGACUCUAUUUCCUUAUUCAUUCAAUUAUUGGCAGAUUUCAGUUCUUUACAGUUGAAGGAUCAAGCCCAUUUUCUUGCUAUCAUCUGAGAACCAUUUCCACCUUCUGGAGGCAGCCUACAUUGCUUGGCUAUGGUCUUCUCUUCAGAGCGAGUAACAGUCAAGUCCCUCUCACUCGCUGAGUCUCUCCUGCUUCUUCCAUCAUACUGUCUCUGACUCACCUAAUUACCUGACCCAGUAUCUGUUUUUUCUUUUUUCUCUUUUGUAGCAGUCCCAGAAUUAUGCAGGUUAUCAGUGUGCCCAUGUAUAUGCACAUACGUGGCCUUAUAACUAAGUACUGGCCAGUGACAUGGAAUUAUGUGUUGAGUGAUAGAUGCUUCUGGAAAGUUUCCUUAAACUUUAAGGCAAACAUUUAAGAAAAAUGGGCCCGUUCAUCUUCUUUCUCUUCCUGCUGGAACAUGGAUGUGGUGGCUAGAGCUUCAGCAGGCUUUUGGGAAAACAAAGUCCCCUUGGAAGUGGAAGCCAGGAGUGGCAGAGCGGCAAGAUAGAAGAUUGGAUCCUGAUAUCUGCCCUGGACUGCCAAGACUAAAGAAGGUUAAUAAUAGAACCCUUUCUUUUUCUCCUUGGUAGAAUGACUUCCAGUUUAACUUUUGGCACUGUUUUCUUUAGAAAUCUAUUAGAUGGGAGAAUAGAAUGUCGACUGUGAUGUCAGGCAAUAUUGUUUAUAAUAAAAAUGACCCUUUAUUGGUAA
Suricata suricatta (meerkat) is the source of this 1877-nucleotide messenger RNA. It is a transcript of the gene GTF3C6, whose product is annotated as general transcription factor IIIC subunit 6. Gene Ontology annotation, cellular component: transcription factor TFIIIC complex. The record is from RefSeq and is a predicted model, not a curated record. NCBI's taxonomy places the organism in Eukaryota, Metazoa, Chordata, Mammalia, Carnivora, Herpestidae. The transcript has 6 exons. The coding region runs from base 16 to 735 and encodes 239 amino acids. Gene Ontology annotation, biological process: transcription by RNA polymerase III.